AUGAAUGUUUCUCUGAGAAUAGCUGCAUUUUUUAUUUGUGCCAUAUUUCUUCAAGCUGGAACAGGAGCUGCUAAUUCAACUGUAACUACAGCAGCAGAAACAACUACCAGUACAACUACACCAGCUACUGUGGAGACCAGUUCUAAAACAACUACCAGUUCGACUACACCAACUACUGCGGAGACCACUUCUGAAACAACAGAAAGUAUUACUAAAACAACAAGCAAUCUCACUGCAACAAAACUUCCCACUAAUGACAGCAGUACAACAUCUUCCAGCCUCUCUUCAGGAGGCGCUUCAACCACUUCUUCCUCCUCUGAGGUGACAUCUGAAAUCUCUGGAACAAAUACAGGUUCUACUUCUAGUGGUGCCCCAACAGAUUCAUCAACCCUGUCACUGUUAACUAAUGCUGCCAUGGAGAGCACAGGAACAAAUAGAGGUUCAACUCCUAGCAGUACCUCCAUGGAUCCAUCAACCCAGUCAGCAUCAACUAAUGCUGCCGUGGAUACCACAGUGGACCCAUGCAGUAAUGUCAAAUGUGUCAAUGGCACCUGUGCUGGUGGAAAGUGUGAAUGUAUAUCUGGAUUUACAGGUGUAGACUGCUCUACAGACAUAGAUGAAUGUGAAAGCAACCCUUGUUCAGAUCCACCGAGAUAUUGUAAAGAUAAUCCUGGAGGAUAUGAGUGCCUAUGUCUGCCUGCUUUCUAUGAGGAGACGGAAACAAAGGAGUGCAAGAAAGCAAAGCAACAGUUUAAGGCAGAGUUAAAAUUUGCCGAAAUAACAGUCGGGAACCAAAAAAUUAAUUCCUCUCAAAUAUUUAUAAAUCCAAACUCUAUAGAAGCUAAAGAAAAGAAAGACAAAGUCAUGAAAGCUGUUGAGAUUGAACUACAACAGAUAUUUGUGGGAAAUGACAGUAUAUCUGGUGUGAAAGUGACAAAUUUAAGGAAAGGCAGUUUGAUUGUGGACUUCAUUCUGUACUUUGUCAAUCGAACAAGUAAUGACACAGAACUCAAGAAAAAUUUGCAAGAGAUAAUUGAAGCAAAACUCAGUGAAUGUACAGAUGACAAUACAACUUGUAACUUUGGUAAUAUUACUGGAUUUGUGUUGAAUUCACUGAAUACAACAGUUGUGGAUUUUUGCAAUGAAUAUUUACCAUGUGACCUACAGACAACCAACUGCAAUACAAGUCUCAACACUGGCACUUACUCUUGUAACUGUAAAGAUGGAUUUCAGAGGUACCCUCCGGAACGAGGAAUAACUGAUGCAUGUCAAGACAUUGAUGAGUGUAUAACAGGACAACACGCAUGUGGAAAACUCAAAUGUAUCAACACCCCAGGCAGCUACCAGUGUGAGUGUAAAUAUGGCGAAUACAGAGAUCCAGACACUGACAAAUGUAUAGAUGUUUGCAGCGGGGUUACGUGUAAUGACAAGGGAACCUGUGAGCGUGAUAAAAGUACUUUCUUCUGCAGGUGUCAGCAUGGACACACGGGGAGGGAAUGUGAGGCUACAGACAGUCAGGCACAGACUCAAGCUAUCACCCUGUAUGCUGUGGCUGGUGGAGUCUGGCCCUCAUCUUCCUGA
This is a messenger RNA of Lingula anatina, 1581 nucleotides long. RefSeq lists its product as uncharacterized. The record is from RefSeq and is a predicted model, not a curated record. Gene Ontology annotation, molecular function: calcium ion binding. NCBI's taxonomy places the organism in Eukaryota, Metazoa, Brachiopoda, Lingulata, Lingulida, Lingulidae.